This is a messenger RNA of Adineta steineri, 4377 nucleotides long. The record is from the annotation of a GenBank genome assembly. Lineage: Eukaryota; Metazoa; Rotifera; Eurotatoria; Adinetida; Adinetidae.
AUGUCGUCAGAUAGAUGUCGAAGGCAAAUUAAGACACGAGGCAAUGAUGCACAACGAUUAAAUGCAUUGGAAGAAUUAAAACGUGCAAGACAAGGUGGUCAAGGAGUAAUCGCCGAACAACCACCAGUAACAAAUGAACCAGAAGAAGAAGAGGAAGAUGAUGAGCAAUAUGAAAGUGAUUCAGAGAAUUAUGAAGAUAUUAAACCAUCUACGAAACGAAAAUCUAGUAAUUCUCAUCACAAAGAUUCUAAACGAUUAAAGAAAAAACAACAUUAUUCUGAUAAUGAAGAUGAUGAUGAUGAUCAACAAACAAAAUCCUCGGAACCCAAACGCCGUGCUCAAACUUUUGCUAAACCUCAAGAAGAAUCAACAGGCAUGCAUGAUAUUAAAUCAAUGUUUGCUGCUAAUAAAACACGAGUUGUUCAACGACAAGAACAAAAUGAAAAAGAUGAGUCAGAUAAAUUACUCUCCGAUAUCAUGUUCGAAUUACAAAAACCAAAACUCAAACCAACUCAUCCUGCACCACAAUCACUACCACCACCACCACCACCACCUAUGCAACCUGCGAAAAAAAUUGAAGUUAAACCAGUUGAAGUACCUCGUCCUGAAGAAAGCAAACCUGUCUAUAAUCCUGAACCUUCAGUACAACAUGGAAAAGAACUUGAUUGGGGUGAUGAUGAUAGUAUGAGUUUUGAUGCUGUAUCAAAACUAAUGAACGAUGCAGCUCCACCACCAAAACCUUUAUCACCACCUCGAGUAUCUAAAUCUUUAAUUCAAUUUGAUACUCAAGAACUUGAAUUUGUAACCGAUGAACAAUUAUUAAAAUCUGCUCGAACAUUUCAUACAUCACCAUCAAAAGAAACUAAUCAGAAUGAAAUCACAAAUAAAGAUGAACAUUUAAGAUUUUUUUGGUUUGAUGCUUAUGAAGAUCCGACUGCUCAACCUGGUAAAUUAUUUCUAUUUGGUAAAACACCAUUAUUAAAUGAAGAUAAACCAACAAAUAAAACAUUCGUCAGUAUUUGUUUAAUUAUCGAUAAUAUACCAAAACAAGUCUUUUUUAUACCAAAACCUGGCAAUUCAUCAUCGGAUGUUGAAGAUGAAUUAUUUAUCAUUGCCAAACGAUUUAAAAUAACAAAUUAUACAUCAUCAAUUGUCAAAAGAAAACGUUUUGAUCCUGAAUUAGUUUCUACUGAUAUUCUCAAUGAAAUCGAUGUUGUUGAAAUGAAAUAUCCAGCACGUUGUGCAACAUUACCAACUGAUUUACAAGGUGAUACAUUUCAAUGUGUUUAUGGUACAAAUCAAUUAGCACUUGAAUAUGUAUUAAUUGAUAAAAAACUUAAAGGACCAUGUUGGUUAAAUAUUAAAAAUUGUGCACCCGUUAAAAAUCGACGAAGUUGGUGUAAACUUGAAUAUGAUGUUGAUUAUUAUAAUGCACUUGAUCGUCAAUCAACAAAUAUUGAAAUUAGUACAGUAACUUCACCACCACCACCCUUAGUAGCUGUUACUUUAUCAUUAGUUACAUUACCCAACACUAAAACUCAUGAAACUGAAGUUAUUUGUGUUGCGGGACUUGUUCAUCAACAAUUUCCACUUGAUAGUGCAGCACCAAAACGUCCCUAUCAAAAUUAUUUUGUUGCAUUAACUAAACCAAGUGAUUGUAUUCUUCCAUCUAAUCUUAUUAAAGCUGCUGAAUCUCAAAAAAUUAAUAUUGAAACUGUACCCGGUGAACGUGCUUUACUUAUGUAUUUAAUAUCAAAAUUUCAAAAAUUAGAUCCUGAUGUUAUAAUUGGUCAUGAUAUGCGUAUGUUUGGUUUGGAAUUAUUUUUAUCACGUUGUCAAAAACUAAAAGUUGGUCUAACAGCAUCAAAAAUUGGUCGUCUUCAUCGAACACACGAUGCAAAGACAAAAGUUUCAACAAUUAAAAAUCCUACAUGUGGUCGUCUUUUAUGUGAUAUAUCAGCAUCUGCACGAGAAUUAUUAACAAAAUGUAAAUCAUAUGAUCUGGAAGAAUUAUGUAAAACAGUUUUAAACAAUGAACAACAACAACUCUAUAGAUCUUAUUCAAUUGAUCAAACAAGAGAUUCAUUUAGUUCAUCCAUGUCAGUUGUUGAUCUUGUACAAGCAACAUUAAAUAAUACAUCAUUAAUAUUAAAUAUCUUUUGUCAAUUAAUGGUCUUACCACUUGCUUAUCAAUUAACAUGUAUUGCUGGAAAUUUAUUAAGUCGAACAUUAAUGGGUGGACGAUCAGAAAGAAAUGAUCAUUUAUUAUUGCAUGCAUUUACUGAACGAGAUUAUAUUGUACCAGAACGAACAUUUAUUUCAAAUCAUCGAACUGCAAUUAAACAUACACAAGAUAUUCAUCAUGAAUCGGAUGAAGAAGUUGAUGAUGAUAAUAAGAAAACAACAAAAACAUCAGCAACAUCUUAUACGGGAGGUCUUGUUUUAGCUCCGAAAAAAGGUUUCUAUGAUCAUUUUAUACUCCUGUUGGAUUUCAACAGUUUAUAUCCAUCAAUUAUUCAAGAAUUUAAUGUUUGCUUUACAACAUAUAUGAAAAAACCAAAUCAACCACGUUCAAAUAAUAAUAACACUGAACAAGAUCAGAAUGAAAUUGAUGAUAUUGUUAUUCUUGAUGAAACAACAAAAGGUAUUUUACCAUUAGAAAUUUAUAAACUUGUUGAACGACGUCGUGAAGUGAAAAAAUUAAUCAAAGAAAAAAAGAAUUUAUCUGAUGAACAACUUGUUCAAUAUGAUAUUCGUCAGAAAGCAUAUAAAUUAACAGCGAAUAGUUUAUAUGGUUGUUUGGGUUUUAAACAUUCAAGAUUUUAUUGUAAACAACUUGCUGCUUUUAUUACAUGUAAAGGUCGAGAAAUUCUUAUGCAAGCAAAAAAUAUUGUUGAACGAAUGAAUUAUGAUGUUGUUUAUGGUGAUACUGAUAGUAUUAUGAUUAAUACGAAUUCAAUUGAUUAUGAUCAAGUUAUGGCUAUUGGAGCCAAAAUUCGAAAUGAAAUUAAUCGUCAAUAUAAAAGUAUUGAAAUUGGUAUUGAUGGUGUAUUUAAAUGCAUGUUAUUACUUAAAAAGAAGAAAUAUGCAGCAUUAAUUGUUGAAAAAACACCAACACAAGAGUUUAGCUAUAAAACUGAAUUGAAAGGUUUGGAUAUUGUUCGACGUGAUUGGUGUCAAUUAGCUCGAUCAACUGGAGGGUUUGUUGUAUCUGUUAUCCUUUCUGGUCAAUCACGAGAUGAUGUUCUUGAUACAAUUCAUAAUCGAUUACGAGAUUUAGGUGAUGAAAUGCGUGCUGGAAAAAUUGAUAUUGCUGAAUAUGAAAUAAAUCGACAACUUUCGAAAGAUCCAAGUGAUUAUUCUGAUUCAAAAAGUUUACCACAUGUUCAAAUAGCUAUACGUUUCAAUACAAAUUCUACUGGAAGAAAAAUGAAACGUGGUGACACUAUUGCAUAUAUUGUUUGCGAAGAUGGUACACAAAAUUCUGCUAUGCAACGUGGUUAUUUACGUGAAGAAAUUUUAUCUUCAUCAUUAUCAUCAACAUUAACUAUUGAUAUAAAUUAUUAUUUACAUCAACAGAUUUUACCUGUUAUAUCACGUUUAUUAGAACCAUUUGAUGGUACUGAUCAAGCAUAUCUUGCUCAAUGUCUUGGUUUAGAUUCAUCGAAAUAUAAAAAUCGUCAACAAAAACAUACGACAAUAAAAGAUGAUGAAAAUAAUUUAGAGAAUAAUAUUGAUGAUGGUUUAGAUGAUGAAUUACUUUUUGGUGAAGGUUCAGAAGCAUUUAAACAAUGUGAUCCAUUUGUAUUUCCUUGUGUUAAAUGUGAAACAUUGAAUUUUUGGAAUACACCAUUUAUUUUUAAUGAGGAUAAAACAUGUAUAUCACCAUUUCUACGUUGUACAAACGUCAACUGUUCCAAUCAACCAAUUGAUCAAAUAUCUUAUUUACGCAAUCGUCUUACCUUAAUGAUUAAUAAAGCAAUUCGACGUUAUUAUCAAAAUUGGCUUCGUUGUGAAGAUGAUACAUGUUGUGCAUUUCGAACACGUCAAACACCAUUAGAAGUAUUAUAUAAAAAACAUACAUGUAUAUCAUGUAAUAAAAGUGAACUUAUAAAUGAAUAUGAUGAUCGACAAUUAAAUUUACAACUUCGAUUUCUUAAGCAAUUGUUUAAUCUUGAUGCUUAUAGACAAUCAUUAAAUCGUACGAAAUCAGAACAAAUUGAUACUUAUUUUAAAAGUUUAUCUACUGAUACAACACGUUCAAUUUAUAAAACAAUGAAUGAAUUACAAGUACAUAUUGAUCGCAUUGUACAAAAAAGUGGUUAUGCAGAAGUAUGCAUUAGCGAUCUAUUUGCUCAAUUUUACUUUAAUAGUUAA